GAGGCUUAACCGCGUCGUCGUUACUCAUACAGCGCCGCCAGUGCGCCCGCGCAACAUCGCUCGGCCGCAGCGCGACUGUCGCGAUUUUCAACACUGAAAAUGUUGCUCUUCAAUACACUCUAAUUUUUCGUGGUAAACGCGGAAAAUUGUGGACUAAUUUGUUACUUUGCUUUUUGUAAAUCGUUCUAAAUAAAUAAAUAAAUCAAAAUGGUCAGUGGUAAUAAAGACCCGAGCAAGCCAAAUAAAAUCCCACCUAAAAACCGUGAGAAGAAGAGCAAUAACUACAAGAGGGCGAACUUGUUCUCGAAAGCAUGGUUCGUGUGGAUGAUGCCAACCUUCUGGCGAGGGUACAAGCGGGACUUGUACGACUCGGACCUCACCAAGCCGAAGGACAGCCAUCUCUCAGACCAACUCGGAGACCGCCUCGAAAAGAAAUGGCUGGAGGAAAUUGCAUUAGCGAGCAAGUCCGGCAGAAAACCUUCCCUGCUGCGUGCCAUGACGAAAGCAUUCUGGAUGAGUUUCGCUCCUUCCGGAUUCAUGUUCCUCAUACAAGCCCUCGUGCUUAAACCGUUCCAGCCGGUUGCGUUGAGCAUGAUGCUUGCGUACUGGGAGCCGGGGUCGGACAUGUCGUACGAGCAGGCGGUGUACUGCGCCUCUGCCGUCAUCUUCAUGUCGCUGUUCAUCGCCUUCCUCAACCACCACGGCACAUACUCCACCCAACAGUUCGGCAUGAAAGUCCGCAUAGCUGCGUGCUCGCUUAUUUACAGAAAGGUGAUGCGUAUGAGCUCUGGCGCGCUGGCACAGACAACCGCCGGCCAGGUGGUGAACUUGCUGUCGAACGACGUGAACCGCUUCGACUACGCGUUCAUCUACUCUCACUUCAUCUGGCUGCUCCCACUGCAAGUCGUCGUGGUCUGCUACCUCAUCUACAUCAAGAUCGGAUACGCUGCCAUCGUCGGCGUCGUCGGCAUCGUCUUGCAAACUAUACCAGUGCAAUCAUACAUGAGUAAAUUGGCAGCAAGACUCCGCAUGAAGACUGCUACCAAAACCGACGAGCGCGUGCGCAUCAUGGACGAAAUUAUCAAUGGCAUGCAGGUGAUAAAAAUGUACGCGUGGGAGAAGCCGUUCGAGCAAGUGGUGGCCCUGGCUCGCAAGAACGAGAUCAACUGCAUCACCUCCGCUUCCUACCUGCGAGGAGUAUACCUCAGCUUCAUGGUGUUCACCGAGAGACUCACGCUCUACAUCACCCUCCUCUCCUACUCGCUAUUCGGCUUUCAAGUCACUGCCGAUAUUGUAUUUCCACUGGCGCAAUUCUUCAACACACUGCAAGGGACGCUCUCAAUAAUCAUGUCAAAUGCAGUUUCAUUUUUGGCGGAGGCGCUAAUUUCGGUUCAGCGCCUUGAGGCGUUUAUGUUACUUGAUGAACGUGAGGACUUGCGGAGUGUGGCUGACGUAGACAUCGCGAAGCUGGUGCAGAGCGUGGAGAACAAGAAGAACAAGAACCUGAGCGAGGUGGACCUCUGCCACAACUCCUUCAAGAAGAUUGACGUCGACGGCAUUUAUAACCCCGGUUUUGAAUGCAACGAGAAGGGCUUAAUGAACCCAGGGCUCAACGGAAUCCCGGUGAAUUCUGACGUGGGCAUCCUCAUCCAGAAUGUGAACGCGAGCUGGACUGAGGACGGUCCGCUGACACUGCGUGACGUCAGCAUUACCGUGCCCAAGGGCAAACUCUGCGCCAUCAUUGGAUCCGUUGGCUCCGGCAAGAGUUCCAUACUGCAACUGCUCCUGAAUGAGUUGCGCUCCACCAGCGGGCGCGUGCACCUCUGUGGCCCGCUGGCGUACGCCAGCCAAGAGCCGUGGCUGUUCGUAGCCACCGUCCGCCAGAACAUACUCUUUGGACUGCCUUAUAACUCCAAGAAAUACAAGGAGGUGGUGAGGGUGUGUGCGUUGCAGAAGGACUUCCAGCAGUUCCCCCACGGAGACCAGACGUUGGUGGGAGAACGAGGCGCCUCACUAUCUGGUGGGCAGCGAGCUCGUAUCAACCUCGCCAGGGCUGUUUACCGACAAGCGGAAAUCUAUCUGCUGGACGAUCCACUGUCGGCGGUGGACGCUCACGUCGGGCGCCAACUGUUCGACGAGUGCAUCAGCGGGUACCUGCGCCACACCACACGGGUGCUCGUCACGCAUCAGCUACACUACUUGAAGGCUGCCGACUACAUCGUGAUCAUGAACAACGGCAAAAUAGAAGCUAAGGGGACGUACGAUGAACUACAAACAUCUGGCAAAGAUUUCGCCAAACUGUUGUCCGCUUCACACGAUGAAAACGAUGACAACAAGGAAGCUGAAAAACCUCCCCCAAUGUCUAGACGCACGUCGGCUAGACUAUCAACAACUCGACGGCCGUCUCUGUCUGAAUCGAUGACUGGUUUCGAGAUUCCUGCUCAAGAGAUGGAGGAAGAGGAACGCGAGUCAGGCUCCAUGGGGUGGCAAGUGUAUGGAGCAUACUGGCGCGCCGGUGGACGUACUGGCACGAUCCUCUUCAUGAUUGUUCUACUGAUCGUCGGACAACUGUCAGCGACGCUGUGUGACUAUUGGGUCACUUUCUGGACAAACGAAGUCACCCGACAGAAGGAGAGAGAAACAAAUAGCACCACCACUAUCGAUUACGACCGAGUCAUCGCACCAAAGAAUACCACUUUCAACCUCGCAACCUACUUCUCUGGAAUAGACCUUGUACCAGACCUGGACAUCCACGCCUACAUCGGCCCGCUGGACACGUCACAGUAUCUCUAUGUGUACUCGGCUCUGAUCGUGUGCUGCAUCUUCUUCAUCACGGCGCGGGCUUUCAUGUUCUUCAAGGUGUGCAUGACGGCUUCGCGUAACCUGCACAAUGACAUGUUCCACUCCAUGCUUAGAGGCGUCAUGAGAUUCUUCGAUGCCAACUCUUCAGGACGGAUUCUCAACCGUUUCUCCAAAGACAUCGGCGCGUUGGAUGAGUUACUUCCUCGUUUCCUGUUGGAAUGUAUACAGAUUUACCUGGUGAUGUUCAGUAUCCUCGCUCUCAAUGCUGCGGCGCUAGUGUGGACGUUGCUACCCACUACUAUCAUCCUACUGCUGUUCUACACUAUCCUGCAGAUAUACCUCAAAUCAGCGCAGUCCAUCAAACGAUUGGAAGGAACUACGCGGAGUCCAGUGUUCUCCCAUAUGUCAGCGACCCUCAACGGCAUUAGCACCAUUCGUUCUUCCGGAGCCCAACAACGGUUGAUAAAAGACUUCGACCGCUUCCAGGACAUCCACACGUCUACCUGGAGCAGCUACCUCGCCAGCGGGGUCACCCUAGGCUUCUGGCUCGACUUCAUCUGCGUGCUCUACCUCGCCAUCGUCAUCGUUGCUUUCCUAGUCAUAGACAGUAAAACAAUAUUCUCUGGGAACGUGGGGCUGGCGAUAUCGCAGACACUGAUCCUCACGGGCAUGCUACAGUUCGGAGUGCGACAGACCGCCGAGGUGAUCUCGCAGAUGACCAGUGUCGAGAGAAUACUGCAGUACACGCACAUAGAGCGGGAACCCCAGUGGGACAAAGGAGCUAAAGAAACACCAAAAGGCUGGCCUUGGCGAGGCACCAUCGAAUUCAAAAACUGCUACAUGAAGUAUACGCCAGAAGACUUGCCAGUACUCAAAAAUCUCAACUUAGUUCUUCAAAGCGGUUGGAAGGUGGGUAUUGUUGGUCGUACUGGUGCAGGGAAGUCUUCUCUGAUAUCGUCAUUAUUCCGUCUGGCCAUCGUGGAGGGCGAAAUCCUGAUUGAUGAAGUUGAUACUUCACAGUUGGCUCUUCAGGAACUGCGGUCGAAGAUAUCCAUCAUUCCACAAGAACCAGUCCUGUUCUCUGCCACUAUACGAUACAAUUUGGACCCGUUCAAUGAAUACGACGAUGACAAACUAUGGCAAGCGCUAGAAGCUGUGGACCUGAAAGCAGCGGUGCCAGCCCUGGACUUCAAAGUAUCGGAAGGAGGUUCCAACUUCUCCCUCGGACAACGACAGCUGGUGUGCCUGGCGCGCGCCAUCCUCCGUGGGAACCGCAUCCUGGUGCUCGACGAAGCCACAGCCAACGUCGACCCCAAAACGGACGAGUUUAUCCAAAAAACUAUACGAAAACGUUUCGCGGACUGCACUGUCCUGACAGUGGCUCACCGCCUCAACACUAUCAUGGACUCGGACCGCGUCAUGGUGAUGGACGCCGGCCGGCUCGUCGAGUUCGACCACCCCUACAACCUACUCAAAAACCCCGAGAGCCACUUUACGAAGAUGGUCAAAGAAACCAGUGACAAAAUGUCUGCUCAACUCUACCAAAUCGCGAAGGACACGUACAUAAACAAUGGUGGGGUAAUAGAAUAAAUAACAUAUCGCAGUGAUCGCGAACACGAUGGCAUUAAAACGGCCAGAUAGGCUUUAGUAGAAUUAUUCAUCUAUUUAGUACCUCUGAAUCGAGAAAGCACACUAUAGUUCGUCUUUGAACACCGAAGACACGUUAUCUAUUAUGGUGAUACGCUAAGAUAGGUAAGUAUCUAAAAGUGGAUUCCGUGCGAUCGUUGAUCUUCAAAUCCUAAGCGUGGGACAAUACAACGAAUAUCGGUAUUCAUCAAAGUUUAGAUUAGUUUAUUGCAUAAGACACAAUCUUAAUAAUUUUAAUGGCUACAUAUUCUGUGCAGUCCAGAAAUUAUCGCCUGGUGCAUGCAACUUUCAUCCAAGCGACGCAAUAGAAUACAAUGAUUAGCAUAAGAUCGAUGUAGGUGGUUGGUGCUUAGUAACUUCUCAUACGACGCUUGCAGGUUCGCUCCUACUAGCCAUCGUUAAUGGUACGGUAACCUCCCUACACAUAUUCGUAACCUUAGAAUGUUAUUAAUAAGUCAUAUUUUGUUAUUGUAAUUUUUACAAUCAUGCAAUAGAUAUAAGUAUUUAAUUAUGUUAUUCUAUAAUAAUGACUGAAGAUUUUUGCUGGAUGUGUACCUAGGUGUAUAAGAUACAAUUUAGGUGUUAAGUGGAGUUCAGAAAAGAAACUGUGUUAUUUAUUUUUAUUAUAAAAUUGUAAUAAAUAUUAUUAGUGAUUCAUACUAAAAAUCAACCAUUGUAAAUGCCAUAGAGGAUGUCCUCGAACAAAUAAAUUUAGAUAAUCAAAUUUGUGUUUGGAAUAGUCCCAUAAUUCCUUUACAAGAAAUACACAAUGUGAAAUGUU
Molecule: messenger RNA, 5230 nt
Organism: Pectinophora gossypiella (pink bollworm)
Lineage: Eukaryota; Metazoa; Arthropoda; Insecta; Lepidoptera; Gelechiidae
Product: ATP-binding cassette subfamily C member 4-like
Exons: 25
Coding region: 208-4392 (1394 amino acids)
Biological process (GO): transmembrane transport
Cellular component (GO): membrane
Molecular function (GO): ABC-type transporter activity; ATP hydrolysis activity; ATP binding
Source: RefSeq, a predicted model, not a curated record